AUGAAAAUAACUAAAGUAUACCCAGAAAGUACAUUUGGUAUUUAACUUAUUAAUUCCAAUAACCAUGUUUAAACAUCUAAAUCAUUAAAAUCUUCUAAUAUAGUAGAUUUAUAAUUUGAGAAUAUUGAAUAUUCUGUAAAAGUAUUUGAUGCAAAAAACAAUAAAAAAGGUAUAUAGUAUAGUUAAAUUUAAAGAAAACAAAAAGAUAUUGAAAGGAUUAAGUGGUUUAUGUCCAGGAGGAUAGGUGACAGCAAUUUUAGGAAGUUCUGGUGCUGGGAAAACAACUUUAUUGAAUAUUCUAGCUUGUAGAGUACCUUAGAAUAAUGAAUCAUAAUUAAGAGGAAAGGUAUUAGCAAAUCAUUAAGAAUAUAAUUAUGAAAAAUUCUGUUAAUUUGCAUCUUAUAUAAUGCAAAAUGAUAUAUUAAUGGAAACAAUGACACCAAAAGAAGCAUUUGCAUUUGCAGCUAGUAUGAAAUUUUAAGAUGCUACGAUUUAAAUGUAGAGAGUCACAGAUACUAUAAAAAGUAUGAAAUUAGAGAAAUGUUAAAAUGCAUUGAUUGGAGGAAUAACCUUUAAAGGUAUCUCAGGAGGUGAAAGAAAAAGAACAUCAAUAGGUUAUGAAUUAGUAUCAAAUCCAGCAUGUAUUUUAUUAGAUGAACCUACUUCUGGAUUAGAUUCUUUUACAGCAUUUGCAAUAAUGUAUCUAAAAUUUAUAUUCAAGAAAUGAAUUAAAGUAAUUAGCAACUUAGUAAGAUCGUACUGUCAUAUUUACUAUACAUUCACCUAGCACUGAUAUAUUCUAAUUAUUUGAUAGAAUAAUGUUAUUGGUUGGAGGAAAAUUUAUAUAUUAGGGAUAAAAAAACAAUGUAAUUUUAUUCUAAUUUUAAUAGAUUAUUGAUCAUUUUUAAAAUAUGGGAUUUAGUUGUCCUCAAUCUUCUAAUCCAAUGGAUUAUUAUUUAAGUUUAAUGUAGGUAGAUAAUCAAGAGAAUUAAAAACAUUUUAAUAAAAUGUUCUAAUAUUAUGAUCAAUAUUGUUAACCAAAUGUUUUAUAGCAAAUUAAUAGUUCUGAUAAUUUAUAAUUACCUUUAAAAGUCAGAGAAAUAUCUUAAAUACAAUAAAUCAAAUUUAUAGCAAAUAGAAAUUUAAUAGCUUUUACAAGAGAUUCUUUAUAAUUUUAUAUCAGAAUAUUUUAAACUAUUGUAUAAGGUUUAUUAUUAGGAGGAGUAUUUUGGAAAGUGGCAGAUAAUUAAGGAUCUGUUUCAGAUUUAAUGGGAAUAUCUGGAUGUAUUUUAUUAUAAUAAUUUAAGCACUUUUCUUUUGUGUAUUUAAUUUAGUUAUUUCAGCAGUUUUGGCAAUUAUUUUAACAUUUCCGAUUGAAAGAGAAGUCUUUUUAAGAGAAGAAAGUUCAAAACUAUAUUCAAUAUCAGCAUAUUUUAUUGCUAAACAAAUACUUGAAAUACCUUUGUGUAUAGUACUACCAAUAUUAUAAGAACUUAUAUCAUAUUGGAUGUGUGGCUAUCAUAAUACUACUGAAGCUGUUAUUAUGCAUAUGUUUGUAUCUGUGCUAAUAUAUAAUUGGGCCAGUGGCUUAGGUAUAAUUUAAAUCUUAUUAUUAAGGAAUGUUGAUUGGUUGUAUAUUUAGUGAUCUUAAAGCCAUUCUCGGAAUUGCUCCUUAUACUUUAUUACCAUAUGUUUUAUUCUCGGGAUUCUUUGCUAAUCCUAAAUUCUUCUAUUCAUGGACUACAUGGAUAUAAUAUACAAGUCCUAUUACAUAUUCUUUUGAAGUUCUAUCAAGAAUAGAAUAUAAAGAUUAAUUGUAUCAAGUUGAUCCCAUUCAACUCUAUGAUUUUAAGUUUGGAACUUGGACUUGCAUUUAUGUUUUAAUAGGAUUUAUAUUCCUAUUUAGAAUCUUUGCAUUCUUGGCUUUGUACAUUUUAAAAUCUAAAUUAUAAUGA
Molecule: messenger RNA, 1955 nt
Organism: Paramecium sonneborni
Lineage: Eukaryota; Ciliophora; Oligohymenophorea; Peniculida; Parameciidae
Source: the annotation of a GenBank genome assembly